AAGGCGCGUGACUUGACGGUUAUGUGUGUGCUAAGGACAGGUGGCAGCCCCGGUUAGGCGAGCUGCUGUUGUUCUCAGCACAAAGAGCAGAGCCGGAGAAACACUUCAAAUUCACAUUCAAUUGGAAAAAACAUGAACACGUUACGGUAAAUUCAAACAUUAUCCGCUAAAUAAAAAAAAAAUAAUGUUUGUGACGCGUUUUGCGUGAAAUGUCCGACAAGGGAGACAAAUCCAACAGAAACUGCGCAGUUUAAUGGGAGCCGUGACCUGAGCAGAUAUGCCAGCUGACGACAAGGUUGCCAUCCUGACGGACGACGAGGAGGAGCAGAAGAGGAAGUAUGUGUUGGCCGAGCCGUUUGACGCGCAGUCGUCGGGUCAGCCGGCAGGUGUUCCCGCGGACACGGCGACGCCAACUGCGGGAACGCCGCCCGAGCAGCUGGAGGCCCCGCGGGCCGCCUCAACGGACUGCUGCGAGGGGAUGUGCCUGCGCAUCAACAGCCGCCUCCUCAUCUCCAAGGUCUUCUACCUCUUCUUCUACGCCGCGUACGGCUCGCUGCACCCGCUGCUGGCCCUGUACUACAAGCAGCUCGGCAUGUCGGCCAGCCGCAGCGGGCUGCUCGUCGGCAUUCGCUACUUCAUCGAGUUCUGCAGCGCCCCCUUCUGGGGCGUGGUGGCCGACCGCUUCAAGAAGGGCAAGAUGGUGCUGCUGUUUUCCGUCCUGUGCUGGCUGGUGUUCAACUGUGGCAUCGGCUUUGUCAAACCGGCGGAGAUGAUGUGCGUGGUGGUAGGCGCCGACCUUCCUCCGACAGCGGCGGCGCCGCACCCGACAACUACUCUCCCGCACGGCAACUUCACCACACAGACGGGCAACUCCACCAACCGCACCAGAAGUCGCCGGAGCUUUCUAGAGCUCACCGGGCUUCCGGACAUCCUGGACUCUCAUUUCGGCGCGCUCCGCCGGCCAAAGCGAAGCGCAAACCUCAACGCCACUUCCGCUCCCUUGGAGCCAGCCAGCACUACCCAGCUGGCACCGAACAACACCCUCCCCACCACCACCACCACCGCGACCCCCCCGGCUCCGACCAAAGCCAAGAAGCACCAGAUUGUCUACAACAAGGACCAGGUGGAGAGCAUCUUCCUGCUCAUCCUGCUCGUUGUCAUCGUCGGCGAGUUCUUUAGCGCGCCGGCCGUCACCAUCGUGGACACCGUCACCCUGCAGUACCUCGGCAGGGCGCGCGACCGCUACGGCUUGCAGAGGAUGUGGGGCUCGCUGGGCUGGGGUCUGGCCAUGCUGCUGGUGGGCAUCUGGAUCGACCACACGCACGUGACCGUUGUGAUCGACGGCGUGGGCUGCGUCGUGCCCGACUUCCGUCUCCACAAUUACCAGAUCGCCUUCAUUGUCUUCGGCGUGCUGAUGGGCGCCGCGUUCAUCGUCGCCACUCAGUUUUACUUUGAUAACGGCGGCGACUACAGGCAGGAGCUUCCGGAGGGGGUGGCCGAGGACGGGAGCAGCCCAAGAGCGUCGCCCGAGUCAGAGUCCGACUCCUCGGGCCGGACGCCCGUCAGCCCGGACGCCGCCCAGGAUUUCCGCUACAGCGAUCUGCUGAAGCUGCUCUGCAGCGUGCGCUACAGCUCGGUGCUGUUCGUCGCCUGGUUCAUGGGCUUCGGGUACGGCUUCGUCUUCACCUUCCUGUACUGGCACCUGGAGGACCUGCACGGGACCACUACGCUGUUCGGGGUCUGCUCGGUCCUGAGCCACAUCUCGGAGCUCGUCGCCUACUUCACCAGCCACAAGUUCAUCGAGCUGGUCGGACACGUCAGGGUUCUGUACAUCGGCCUGGCCUGCAACACAGCUCGCUACCUGUACAUCUCCUACCUGAAGAACGCCUGGACCGUCCUGCCCAUGGAGGUCCUCCAAGGUGUGACUCACGCCUCAGUUUGGGCUGCCUGUAUCUCCUAUCUGAGUGCCGCGGUCCCGCCGGCCCUGAGGACAUCGGCGCAGGGCAUCCUGCAGGGCCUCCACCUCGGCCUGGGCCGCGGCUGCGGAGCCAUGGUGGGGGGAGUGUUUGUCAACUACUUUGGUGCUGCAGACACGUUCCGAGGAAUCGGCAUGGCCUCCCUCGUCAUCCUCCUAAUCUUCUCCUUCAUCCAGUGUCUGUUUGGAGAGACAGAGGAGAAAGAGGACAGAAUGCUGGCCGAGAACAUCCCGGUUCCCUCCAGCCCGGUUCCCAUCGCUACCAUCGACCUGGUGCAGAGCCAGACCGUCCCCGGGAGCCCCACCUCGGCACGCCUGGCCGCCCCGCUGCCCAUCAUUAAGACCAAACACCAGGAGGAGCAGGAGGACGUGAGCAGACCCGCCUGGGUGCUCUCAGGCGCCCCCUGGGUCACCAUCGCCUUCGCUAUCGUCCAGAUCAAGGAGAUGAUGAACAUGGUGAAGAGCCGCGCGCCGCCCACAGAGACUCAGCCCCUGCAGGUACCUAAUGAGCAGGCGUCGGCCGAGUACAAGGCGGUGGCGACGUCACACAGAAACCCCGGUGAUGACGGCACGGAAGCGCCCACGCAAAUAAAUGCCGCCCGUCCAGCGCCCACAGACUCUAACGAGGACAAAGACCAAACACGCCCGUCCUCAGACGGUGGGGAAGACAACCCAGCCUUCCCAGCUGAAAACACACACUGACUGUUCAGUCCCAAGCAGUUUUACCUUUACACACGCUGCUUUUCGCUCAUGUCACAGUACGUCCUUAAAAAUGAGUCAGUAUCUUGACAAAACACUGUAUUUAUAUACAUGUAUUGUACAAAUCGCUUUGAAAAGUUGGAAAUACUGCAACUCAGACAUGACUUUGUUGUUAAUAGAUUGUGUUUUUUUUUGCAAAGGGGAGUUUGGGUUGAAUGUUUGGAUGAAUGUUGGAGGUGCGCUAGGUGGCUUUCUCCCCCCCCCCCUUCAGAUAUGGUCGAAUCUAACGCACCUCGCGGCGCUGUGCACUAUUUAUUUUCUGCCCUCUACCGGUGGAGUGUUAUUUAUUAACUUAAUCUACUUUAAAAAAAAAAAAAGUGAUGCAAUUUGACAAUGUGGUUGUUUAAUUCAGCAUUUUUGAUUCCGCAAGAACACAAACAGCUCUUAAAAGAAGUGUCAACUUUAUGCCGACACAAAACGUAACCCAUUAAAAUGCAUUUUUAACGGGGUCCUAAUUGCAUAUUGUUUACACCAUCACUUUGCACACAAAUAAAUUCACAAUAAAAAUGCUGGUUUUUACAUACCCCAUAAUUUUCCACUCUAUCAUCCCGACACACAAAUGAGUUGACAGGGAUAAUAUUUUAAUGAACAGAGACCAAAAUGGAACUUUACUGGCAGGAAUUGGUGUUCUGUGUAUGCUGCGGGGGAAAUACUGGGACAUACUUUGGCCGGUGUGAUCGUGAAACGGGUAUUAAAUCAUAUUCUCUGAGCUGUUAAAAAGUCUUAAAACAUCUAGCUCGUUAAAUCCUUCCCAAACCCUGCUCUGUUAUCCUCUAAAAGAAUUUAAUUGUUGAGCUUCUUUUGCCCGACUUGCAUCAUUUCCCUGCAAGCUCUGCAGCAAACCGUCUGUGGCCUUAGGAUUUGGGAACCAAUGUAAUCAUUUAAUUUAAAAAAAAAGAACAGUAGUUGCAAAAUCUUGAAUUAAUCAAUGUUGAAUUUGUUUCCAAACGCCGGCUCAGAUGACAGGGGAAAAAAAGAAAGAAGGGAAAAACAAGUUGACCUUUUUAUUUCACAUUUUGAUCACUUCUUUCAAAAACCCAAACCCACUUUUGUACUCCGUACGGGAACGGACUGUUGGUUGAGAUGUAUUUGUAUAAUUAACGGGAGGAGCGGUGAUGAAGAUGUGCCUCUUUUAAACCCACCGUAAGCCUCUUAAUCGUCAUUACUGUUCUAACUUUGUACCGUGAGAAGUCUAGCGAGGAUCCCUUUGCCGUGCUCCACUCCUACAGAACGAGCUGUCGUACUCUGGGUCUUUCUCAAGCCCGCUUCCAAUAAUUUUGUAUAGAAGCUGCCAAUAGCCAAUUAGCUAUAUUUACCGUCUUUGUUUCCCAUUUUCAUGCCAAACAAUUCCCUGUAUUCUGUGUUCUUCUUCCUGUUGUCUUCCCGGAGGAAGAUGAAGAUUUUUUUUCUUCUGUAACUUGAGUGAUUACAGUAUCAAUGUAUCUCAAUGUUAUUGGUAUAAAAAAAAAAAAAAAUGUUAAUCUCAUAAAUAAGA
This is a messenger RNA of Perca fluviatilis (European perch), 4229 nucleotides long. Its product is annotated as major facilitator superfamily domain-containing protein 6-like. Gene Ontology annotation, biological process: antigen processing and presentation of exogenous peptide antigen via MHC class I. The coding region runs from base 278 to 2677 and encodes 799 amino acids. The transcript has 7 exons. The record is from RefSeq and is a predicted model, not a curated record. Gene Ontology annotation, cellular component: plasma membrane. Lineage: Eukaryota; Metazoa; Chordata; Actinopteri; Perciformes; Percidae.